UCAUCCAUCUCAUCUCUCAUCUGCAACAUCUCCAUCUAUAUCCUCAUCAUCCUCUCCCCAGAUAUCUUGAAUCCACCACGCUCAAAUACAUCAGCCCUUGCAAACCACUCAAGUACCAACGACCCCACUUCACAAUGGCACCAUCAACAUCCCAAGCCGGCCCCACCGCAGGCCAAGCUGCCAACGUAAACUUGGAAAUGGCUCAGCCGAAUAACAAGCAAUCGAUGCAACCCACCCUCCCAUCUCCCAAUACCACCGCCAAGGAUCGCGAGCAGGAGGCUGAGCGUGAAGAAGUCAGAAUGAGAGGUGGAGAGAUGUGUCCUGGACGAUUCUGCUUCAUUAUCCCGUGCCCGCUGCCUUGCAAUUGCUGUAUCAUCUAAACAUCCUCUGGGUGAUUGAUUGUUUGUAUGAUUGGUUGGAUGGAAUGUCCUUUGGGAAUGACGACGGGAGGCACGUUCUGAGCUGGCGGAGAUCGCUCUAUAGUGCGAUGACUUUCUUUGAAAUGAAUACGAUUUGAUGGCUUUUCUUUGAUUCACACUGCUUUUGAUUUCGUGGGUGUGGGUGUGUUUCGUAAGGACUAGAGAGUUCUGUGGACGCUGAUUGAACGGAAUUUCUCUGCAAUCGUUUUACUGUCCUUUGGUCUGGACAGCUUCUCUGUCCAGUUCCAAUAACGCACAAUCAGUCGAUAUCAACCCAUCUACCCCGAUUAUCAGUAUCCGAACAGAUCGCUUUCGAGGUCGCAAAGUUGAAUGCAGAAUGUGAUGCCGGCGAUGGUGUCGUUGCUUGUUGCAAGGAAGCAGCCGGGUUCGAGCUAGAUUUGAGUGCUUUGUCCGAAAGUGAGGGUAGGGCAGCGAGGAGCAGGGAGGUGAUGGUGAAGGCCAUGACCAUCUCGCGUCUUAUGAGACUUCGCGACGAGCCUUAAUUUGAUAUCGACGUACCAUUCAGGCUGUAUCUAAUUGAAUCCGAGAACAUCUCUGCUAUGUUGACAAAGUUGCAUCAAGCUACUCAUUCCAUACUUCGGCAAGAUCGCUUUGCCUAAGCAAUAUAUCCCGAGGUGUGAUAUUGGGGUCGGUAUGCAUAUAUACACAGCCUAAUGUAGACCAAUAAAAACUGAACCACGGACGAGCCUUGACCAUCGUCCAAUGACUGGCUGGUUGCGCUGAUUGUUUUGUU
Cadophora gregata is the source of this 1173-nucleotide messenger RNA. RefSeq lists its product as uncharacterized. The coding region runs from base 135 to 380 and encodes 81 amino acids. The record is from RefSeq and is a predicted model, not a curated record. The transcript has 2 exons. NCBI's taxonomy places the organism in Eukaryota, Fungi, Ascomycota, Leotiomycetes, Helotiales, Ploettnerulaceae.